Molecule: messenger RNA, 480 nt
Organism: Aspergillus udagawae
Lineage: Eukaryota; Fungi; Ascomycota; Eurotiomycetes; Eurotiales; Aspergillaceae
Product: hydrophobin family protein
Exons: 3
Coding region: 1-480 (159 amino acids)
Cellular component (GO): fungal-type cell wall
Molecular function (GO): structural constituent of cell wall
Source: RefSeq, a predicted model, not a curated record
AUGAAGUUCUCUUUGAGCGCUGCUGUCCUCGCUUUGGCCGUCUCCGUGGCCGCCCUUCCCCAGAAGGAUGUUAAUGCUGCUGGAAACGGUGUUGGCAACAAGGGCAACGCCAACGUCCGCUUCCCCGUUCCUGACAACAUGACCGUGAAGCAGGCUACCGAGAAGUGUGGUGACCAGGCUCAGCUCUCUUGCUGCAACAAGGCCACCUGGGCCGGUGAUGUCACCGACGUCGACGAGGGUAUCCUCGCUGGUACUCUCAAGAACCUCAUCGGCGGUGGAUCUGGCUCCGAGGGUCUCGGUCUCUUCGACCAGUGCUCCAAGCUGGAUCUCCAGGUCGCCAUUCUUGCGAUUCCCAUCCAGGACCUGGUCAACCAGCAGUGCAAGCAGAAUAUUGCCUGCUGCCAGAACUCUCCUUCCGAUGCCAGCGGCUCCCUCAUUGGCCUGGGUCUUCCUUGCAUUGCCCUCGGUUCUAUCCUGUAA